AUGGCGAGCGUGGGCGCGUUGCUGAUGGCCGCGGUGCUGCCUCCGGUGGCCGCGCUGCUGAUCGCGGUGGCCGUACGGGCGGCGGCGCGCGGGGUGGGCGCGCUGGCGCGCGCGCACUACGCGUGGCCGGCGGAGUCGCCGUCCGUGCAGGCGCGGAAGUGCGGCAGGAGGGCGGCGCCGGAGCAGCCCGACCACGAGCUGCGCGUGUCGCGGCACCGCGGGGUCGCGGCGGUGGAGUGCGCGGUCUGCCUGAGCGGCGUGGGGGAGGGCGACGAGGUGCGGGAGCUGCGGUGCCGGCACGUGUUCCACCGCGCCUGCCUCGACCGGUGGCUCGCGACGCCGCCGGCCACGUGCCCGCUCUGUCGCUCCCGCCUGCUGACGGCGCCGCCGGUAGAGGAGGAGGAGGAGGAGGAGCUGGACCUGGACUCCGACCUGCUGCUGCUCAUGGCGUACGUGCACGGCGGCCGCGGCGGCGGCAGAUGGUUCUGGUCGCCGUGA
Messenger RNA from Triticum turgidum subsp. durum (durum wheat), 498 nucleotides. The record is from the annotation of a GenBank genome assembly. NCBI's taxonomy places the organism in Eukaryota, Viridiplantae, Streptophyta, Magnoliopsida, Poales, Poaceae.